Messenger RNA from Dendroctonus ponderosae (mountain pine beetle), 5729 nucleotides. RefSeq names its product irregular chiasm C-roughest protein. The record is from RefSeq and is a predicted model, not a curated record. Gene Ontology annotation, cellular component: cell-cell junction. Gene Ontology annotation, biological process: cell-cell adhesion. The coding region runs from base 599 to 3037 and encodes 812 amino acids. Gene Ontology annotation, molecular function: cell adhesion molecule binding. The transcript is spliced from 16 exons. NCBI's taxonomy places the organism in Eukaryota, Metazoa, Arthropoda, Insecta, Coleoptera, Curculionidae.
UCAAUACCGGGAUCGAGUCUUCAGUCGGUUGCUGUCGUUCGUGUGAAACGCAUUUGCUGUUUUCAGCGCCGCUUCAGUCGACGCCGAGCCGAUUCGUUGGACGGGUCUUCAGCGACCAGCGACGCCGUUGUUUUUUUCAGCGCGACGUUAUUUCCGCGUUUGUGUGAAAAAGUACUGCGGCUUUUCGAAAUUUCCGCACGUGUGCGAUUCUCGAUAAAUUGUAAAACUUCAACAAAUGCAUAGAAAUUGUUGAGGAUUAGUUGUCCUGUUCUAACAAACCCCUGUGAUACUCUUACUGGUUGGAAUUGUGUGUGCUGGAAAAGGAAAUUCUGUGAUUGUGUUGUGGCCUAAUCAAGGAUAUUUUCCUGUUGGUGAUUUUUGAAAUUGUUCCUGAGCACAAUCAAACGAGGCAUAUCGAUGUAAUUCCAGGCCGAUCGGUAAGAAAUUGCAUCACAUCAGUAGCAUCUGUUCAAGUGCAGAUGCAGUAGCUUAUCCAGAAUUGGCACCCAUUAGCAGAAUCGAUGAGAAGCUUCAACUCCAUCAAACGCUCGAUUAGGUAGCUAAAAACCAAUCGGCCCAAAACUUCAUCAAGUUCAGAAUGACUUCGGCCUACAAAUUGUUCAUCUUGCUCCUGCGGAUAGGAGUAAUUUGCUACGUUAAAGUGGAGGCUGUGGAGCAAAAGUUUGCGAUGGAACCGCAGGAUCAAACAGCUGUAGUGGGAUCGCGGGUAACUUUGCCCUGUCGGGUAAUUGGAAAGAUCGGGACAUUGCAAUGGACGAAGGACGACUUUGGGCUGGGAACGCACCGGAACCUGAGUGGAUUCGACCGCUACUCGAUGGUCGGUAGCGAUGAAGAAGGCGAUUAUUCUUUGGAUAUUUAUCCAGUAAUGCUUGAUGAUGACGCCCGGUAUCAAUGCCAAGUUUCUCCUGGACCUCAAGGACAACCAGGUAUCAGAAGCAAUUUUGCUACGCUGUCUGUCCUCGUACCGCCAGAUCCACCAAAAAUUGCCCAAGGAGACCAUUUGGUGACCACAGAGGACAGAGAAAUUGAGUUGGAGUGUAUCAGUUCUGGAGGAAAACCGGCGGCGGAAAUCACUUGGAUAGAUGGACAUGGAAAUGUCCUAACCGAAGGCAACGAAUACAUAAUCGAAAAGUCGGCGGAUAGUCGUAGAUUCACUGCCAAAUCGAUUUUGAAACUCACACCGAGGAAACUGCACCACAACACCACUUUUACAUGCCAAGCUCAAAAUACCGCUGAACGAACCCAUCGAAGUGCAAAACUCAAGCUAGAGGUGAAAUACGCUCCGAAGGUAAUGGUUACAUUUCUCUCUGGAAUGAAUGCCAAUGGACAGAUUCCUGAAGGAUCCGAAAUUCGAUUAGGAUGCAAGGCAGACGCGAACCCGCCUGAUGUUUCAUACAAAUGGUUUAUGAAUGACGAACCUAUUAUUGGGGACUUUACAAAAGAGCUGGUUUUACGAAAUGUGUCCAGAAAACAGCACGACGCCAUCGUCAAGUGCGAAGUGCACAAUGCAGUUGGAAAAAGUGAAGAAAGCCAAACAUUGGACGUCAGCUAUGGUCCGCAGUUCCGUACAAAACCCCGCUCUAUUCAAACUGAACUAGGUUCGAAUGUUGUGCUGACUUGCGACGUGGACGGCAAUCCAUUCCCCAACAUAAUCUGGUACCAUGAGGAUAAAAAGGUGGGCACCAGCCCGAAUCUGACUCUGAAAGUCGAUCAAUUGAACAUCGGCAAAUAUUAUUGCAAAGCGCACGUGACCGGAUUUCAAGAUAUCGGGGCUGAGGCCGCCAUUUACCUGAAAGGUCCUCCAUCAAUAGUCUCACAUCGAACACAAUUUGGAAUCGAAGGAGACAACGUGAGAGUUGAAUGUGUGGCGUUUUCCAUUCCAGCGCCAGAACGGGUCUUUUGGUCCUUUAAUGGAAGGGCUGUGGAUCCUCAAAGUCGCGAUUAUCACAUCGAAGAGGUGCCGUUACCUGAAGGCAUCAAGUCCACUUUGACGAUUAGAGAAUCGGAGGAAAAACACUUUGGAAUGUACAAUUGCAGUGUCAAUAAUCCAUUUGGAAGCGACACUGUCGAGAUCAGUCUAAUGCCACAAAAAACAUUUCCCAUGCUGAUAGUGGUGGUUGGCGUAAUAGGAGGAAUUAUUCUACUAAUUAUCAUCAUAAUGAUCGUGUUUCUCUGCCAGAGGCAGGGCAACAAAAAACCGCCUUCAGACAAUGCGCACACAAUGGAAAAACAAUGUAAAGAAUCGGACCGAAGUUCGAACAUCUCCGAUUUGAAGAUCGACCUGCGAACUGGAUCGUCCAACUCGAACGUCCACUGCGACAUGGAUUAUAUUCCAGGUGCGGAAUCCGAAACGGGCAGCGAAUCGGUCAUCACCAGGAUCGGCGUUCCAUUGGCCGGUCCUGUGAACGUCAACAGUCAGGACAUGUACCGAUAUUCUUCGGAUUACACUGAACCGAAUUUCCCGCCAAAGGACGGUCAAAACAACAACGGUUACGUUCCAUACGUGGACUAUUCCAGAGACUACAAUCCGCCAAUGAUGCAGCCUCCUAUUUCGACGGCAAUGGGCGGUGAAAGUCUUCAGUCGACUCGGCUGCAGUUGAAUUCGCUGCAAAACCAUCAGCUCAGCAUGGGCGGAAACGGCAACAGUUUCCCGAUGAACGAUCUGUCGGACUUGCAUAUGUCGCAGUCGAACGGUUCCAUUCCAGGGAUUGAUCCUCGGUUCAGUGCCACCUACGGGAAUCCAUAUCUUCGGAACCCCAGCGUUGGAUUGCCCACUCCCAACACGGCCAAUCCAGUCGCAACUCCUGCUCCUCCUCCAUACAGCAGGGAGAACUCGAGAUUGGCCAUAUCGAGUAGUGGGAUGAUCACUGCUAGUGCAAAUCCUGUGAACACUGUAGUGUCGAACGGUGCCAAUGGCAGUGUUCCUCAAGUGACGAGACUGCCCAGUUCACCUACCAGUCAGUAUAUUGUGCCCAGCUCGACAAUAAAACGAGGGACUUUGGCUACCCAUGUGUAAUAUUUGGUGUAAAAAUUUUAAGGUAAAUCAAUGAAACCAGAAAUUUAAAAGUGCUGCUGUGUCGCGCUCUAGUGCUGGCAGUAACAUUUCGAGACGAACCCCUCUGUACCAUACAAAGUGAUUUCUUUAGUAGAGAAUUGUUAGAGACAAACACUGAAAAGACUGAUAUAAACUAAUGCCGUUUUGUUGAAUCUCGUAGGAUUCGUAGUGGAAAAUUUACACAAAAAUUGACGACACUGUUCUGAAAUUCCUGUCAAUUUGUCGGUAGUGUUCAGGGUCUUUGAUGCCCCAUUAUGGGCACUUUCUAGACAAUUAUUCAAAUGGUUGCCGAAUUAAUCGAGUUUUUUUUAUAGCGUUGAACUGUUCAGCUGCCGGUUUUUCCCCAAACAUAGACAAAUAUUUCAGGGCUUACUGGAAAAAAUCAAGCACUAAUUAACCUUCGCAAUAAUAAAACAAAACAUUCACUGAGAACCGAUAUGUUUGAAAUAAACUGAUGAAUGAACCUUGUGCCAUACUACUUCCAUACUACACGAAAAAAUCAGGCAGCUUUCAACGAUUCAACCGUUCUGUAAAUACCUACAUAUCAAGUGAAAGUCGGACUUUUACAAAACCACCGACAAUAUCUUGUCAAUUUUUUAUCAAUAACUAACUUUUUUACGACUUUUACUACCUUAGAAAUCGAACUAACAGUUCUUCUAUAGAUCAUUUAUAUUUUGAACGAUGCUAGCGCUUCCAUGUAGUCAAUGUUUAUCCGUUUAUUGUUUCUAAUAUUUAUGCGGACGAAACGUGAUGUUUGUGCUGUUUUCUCUACAGGAAAAGUGCCAAGCUUAUUAUCAAUCAACCCUGUGCAACAACAGGACCGUUUUUUUAGAAAAACGAGGUGGAUGAUGUUAGUUCGUCGAACAGCAAACUAAACAUUUAGUGCUUAUCACAACUUAAAGUAGCUUGUGCUAAAAAGCAAGAGAUAAUACAAAUAACUUAACUACAACACAUAACUUCCUCGCGCCUUCGCUUACGAAUUGAUGGAGUGCUUUAAUGUCUAUACAAAUAACGAAUUAUUUAUCAAACGAACACUUUCUGAUGUACAUUAAUAUUGUCAUUUUAAAAGGCAGAAAAUGUUGAGGCAAAAUACCCGCACAAUAAAGUUUUGAAAAUAGAAACUUUGAACACAGUGUUCACUAUAAAGCCGAGCGUACAAAUUUAAAAAAACCUACGCAAUCAGCUGUUGGAGGAAGAAAGUUAAGUUUUUAUUAAGUUCGUGAGCUACAAACGCACAAAGAGCAACUACAAAACUCAAUUUGUACGUUUAUCUGCACAAACUAGGCGCUUGAAAUACAGGGUGAAUCAUUAAAAGUUGAUUCACUUCACACAAACUUAACGUAUUUAAUAACCUCUUCAUUAAGUUCAACUUGUUCAUAAGCUUCCUUGAGAAGAUUGCUUUAGUUCCGAACUAUCCACAGCAACUUUCUGAUAUAAUCCGAUUACUAUUGUUUGUACAAGUAAUUCCUACGGAACAGGCUAAGGAAAUUUAUUUACUGCCAAAUUAAACGCAACGUUGUCGAUAAGCUUGUCACUUUUUUCUUGAUUACAUCACUUGCAAAUGGAAAUUCCCCUGUCGUUUUGUUGUUAAAAAUUCAAUUUCGUAAUAAUUCACGUAACAAUCAUGUGCUUACUAAAUACGUUAUUUUUAUGAAAAUUGUUAACUUUAAAAAAUGUUCUUGUUAAUAAUAUAAAGUAUAUACCAAAGAUAUUUUUUGUAUUUGUAAAAAAUUAAUAAAAAUGUAUAUUUUUUAACGUAUAAUUUCGACGUCAACGAUUAAGCACGCACAGUGUGCAUCGUUUCAUUUGGGGCUGUCGCCCGCCUAUUAGAACUGUGUUGUUUCAACUGGCCUAGAAAAUGUAGUCAGACGUAUCUCAUACUAUAAGAUUUUCGCAUCUGAUACAUAAUAAUGUAUUAUUACUGUAUUUUUAAGUUAUUUUGUACUUAAUUCUCGUUUUCCACCACAUUUGCUCACUAGUUACGCUCCUAAGUUGUAUCUAUUCAAUGUAUAUUUUUGUAUAUUUUAUUUGUAUGUAUAUUAUUUUUUAUUAUACUUUUUACAGUCAGUGUAAGUAUUUUUUUAUUACCGAGUAAUGGUUUAACGUUGCCUGCCAUAUCAGAACCAAUUUUUUUCGUCAAACUUAGUUUUAUUCAUAUGGAGUUAAUAGGAAAAUUUUAUUUUCAUAUAAAUCUUCUAAAAACUAUUAAACAUUGAGUAUUUCGCAUUAACGCACAAUUACCUAAAUACGACCUUCCUAGGCACAGAAAUGUGAACUGACUUAUUUAUCAAUGUUUGAGAUAAAAAAAUCAAUUACCAGAAUAGUUGCGUUAAAAAAUAAUUAAAAAAGUAAGUGUUUCAAGCUAAAUUUAAUUCAUAAAUCACACUUUUUAAAUUAUGUAUUUAUAAAACCAAGUUUGACCUCCGCAAAGACUUCCAUUUGAAAUUUCCGUUUGUACUACUGUAAUUGCGUGGUAGACACAUUUAGCUCAAAGUAAUAAGAAUAUUGUACAUAUUGAACAUAUCCUGCAAGUUUUCUAAUCUAGAAUACUGUUAUUAUAUUGUGUAUAAGAAUUUUUUUAAUCUUGAAAAAUAGCAAUAUUUAAUUUAAAAAAACCUUUGUGAUUGUAAAAUAAAAGCCUACUUCAUUACAA